AUGAUCGGUUUGAACUCGCAUGGGCUACAGUGUGACCAGCAACAAAGAAAGCAGCAAGCAAGUAGGAAGGAGAAGAAAGGAGGGAAACCCAGCGAAGCCGCCUUGUCCUUCUUCGACUUGUCUCUGCUAUUUAAAUGUCUUGGCCGACCUCCGUAUCUUACACCGUCUCGUCGUUCUUGUCAUUGUCUUGUCCAUGUCUGUGACGAUCCAGGGACCAGAAACCAUAUUCGCCAGAAGACGAAGUGGGGUCACCCGACCCUAGAUAUAUCGAAAAUGAGGGCAGUUUAUGAUGGUAGAACAGAGUGGCCUCCAGAGAUCGACUCACAAAAGGUGAAGAAUUAG
Trichophyton verrucosum HKI 0517 is the source of this 342-nucleotide messenger RNA. RefSeq lists its product as uncharacterized. The transcript has a single exon. The coding region runs from base 1 to 342 and encodes 113 amino acids. NCBI's taxonomy places the organism in Eukaryota, Fungi, Ascomycota, Eurotiomycetes, Onygenales, Arthrodermataceae. The record is from RefSeq and is a predicted model, not a curated record.